AUGGCCAACCCAGAGGAUUUCUUUUGGGAGGCCCUCCUCAAGGAGAACGAAGCACCAUCCCCAUCACCUGUCUUCUUUGAACUCCCCCCAACACCCCUCGCCAACAGUGAUGGCAGUACAGAUCCCUCGUCAUUGUUGGACAACCAACUUCUCUCCUACGUCACUAGUAUGCUCAUGGAGGAUGAGAUGGGUUCUUCUGCUGCUGUCACCAACUUGCAGUGUGUCAACAGGGGCAGCACAGAGGAGGCCAACAAUAUGUUGCCGGGCAGUGAAGUGGUUAGGGCGUUCUUGAAGGGCAUGGAAGAGGCCAGCAAGUUGCUGCCUAGAAACAACAGCUUCAGAAUGCUGGAGACGGUGGAUCAAGUAUCAAGUCAUGGUCAUUGUAGGGGAGGAAAGAAGAAAAACCAUGACAGGGAUGAGCAGCAGCUGGAGGAGGAACUGGGGAGGAGCAGUAAAUUAGCUGCCAUGACGAAUGCAGGGACGGAGGAGGCUGGUGCUCGCGAGUUGCUGGACGAACUGAUGCUGCACUCGCACGAGACAUGCAUCAAAGACAUGGAGAAGCUGCGCAUCGACAUGGACAAUGAGGCAGAUAAGACCAUCAAAAAGAAGGGCAAGAAAGGCAGUAGUAGCAAGGUGGUGGACUUACGGAUGCUGCUGAUCCAGUGUGCACAGGCCAUGGCGACAGACAACCAGCAAUCUGCAGGCGAGCUGCUGAAGAAGAUCAAGCAGCACGCUUUGGCAACAGGCGACGCCAUGCAGCGAGUGGCUCACUACUUCGCCAAGGGGCUUGAGGCACGGCUAGCUGGCAGCGGGAAGCAUCUGUAUCAGAAUCAUGUGCGCAUGUCGUUGGUGGAGUACCUCAAGGUGUACAAGCUCUACAUGGCAGCCUGCUGCUUCAAGAAGGUGGCGCUCAUGUUUGCUGCCAUGACAAUCAUGCAAGCUGUGCAAGGGAAGAAGAGGCUGCACAUAGUUGAUUAUGGCAUACGCUGUGGGCUGCACUGGCCAGACCUGUUCCGCCGGCUGGGGAGCAGGGAAGACGGGCCGCCAGAGGUGAGGAUCACCAUCGUUGACAUCCCCCAGCCUGGGUUUCGUCCAUUUCAGCGUAUUGAGGCGGCAGGGCAUUGCCUGAGCAGCUGUGCCAAUGAGUUCCGCGUGCCAUUCAGAUUCCAAGCUGUUGUAGCAGCAAAGUGGGAGACGGUUGGUGCCGAGGACCUGCACAUCGAGCCUGAUGAGGUGCUUGUGGUGAAUGACCUCUGGAGUUUCAGUGCUCUGAUGGACGAGAGUAUCUUCUGCGAUGGGCCAAACCCCAGGGAUGUUGCCCUCCGUAACAUCAGCAAGAUGCAGCCAGACGUGUUCAUCCAAGGCAUCAUCAAUGGUGGCUAUGGUGCCUCCUUCCUGUCACGCUUUCGUGGAGCGCUCUUGUAUUACUCGGCUCUGUUUGACAUGCUGGACGCCACCACCCCAAGGGAGAGUGGGCUGCGGCUGGCGCUGGAGCAGAACGUUCUGGGGCCUUAUGCCCUCAACGCCAUCGCCUGUGAGGGUGCAGACCUGGUGGAGCGCCCUGAGAAGUACAGACAGUGGCAGGCCAGGAACCACCGUGCAGGCAUGCAGCAGCUGAAACUGAGACCAGAUAUCGUUGAUACAAUCAGGGAAGAGGUGAACAAGUACCACCAUAAGGACUUUCUGCUGGGAGAGGACGGGCAGUGGCUGCUGCAGGGAUGGAUGGGGCGAGUCCUCUUUGCUCACUCCGCAUGGGUGCCACAACAACAAGACAAUUCCUCCGGAUGACUGUUUGGUUUUUUUUUUCUUUUCUUCUUU
Oryza sativa Japonica Group (Japanese rice) is the source of this 1818-nucleotide messenger RNA. Its product is annotated as scarecrow-like protein 9. Gene Ontology annotation, molecular function: sequence-specific DNA binding; DNA-binding transcription factor activity. Gene Ontology annotation, cellular component: nucleus. Gene Ontology annotation, biological process: regulation of DNA-templated transcription. NCBI's taxonomy places the organism in Eukaryota, Viridiplantae, Streptophyta, Magnoliopsida, Poales, Poaceae. The record is from RefSeq and is a predicted model, not a curated record.